Gigantopelta aegis is the source of this 2714-nucleotide messenger RNA. Its product is annotated as zinc finger protein 569-like. The record is from RefSeq and is a predicted model, not a curated record. The transcript is spliced from 15 exons. Lineage: Eukaryota; Metazoa; Mollusca; Gastropoda; Neomphalida; Peltospiridae. The coding region runs from base 221 to 2626 and encodes 801 amino acids. Gene Ontology annotation, molecular function: DNA-binding transcription activator activity, RNA polymerase II-specific; RNA polymerase II cis-regulatory region sequence-specific DNA binding. Gene Ontology annotation, biological process: regulation of transcription by RNA polymerase II. Gene Ontology annotation, cellular component: nucleus.
UGCGUGAAAAGCAGACGAAAUUUGUGUAUUUGUGAAGUUAAACAUCACACUGUGUGAAAUGCUCUAUUCCACUUAAAACCUUUGUGCUCUGUAUGUUCUUAUUUAGAAGUUAAACAGUGUCAUCUUUGAAGAUUCUGAAAAUGACAGCGAUGAAGAUAUUCACAUCUGUAAGAAGUGUCAGAAGGUGUUCCGGAGUAUAUCUUCAUACCUGGAACACAAGAUGGAGCAUGACAACCUCAAAGUUACGUAUUCCAGAUCCCACAUUCACCGACGUCUCAUCCUGCCGCAGUUGUCCAUAAAGGAAGAACUUCAUCCACAGAAUGGAGAAUGCAAGGUUAAGAAACGAAGGAAGAGAAAGAAAGCUGUGGAUGUAAGCGUUGAACUUAUUACAGAAAGAAAUACAUAUGGCUGUAACAAAUGUGACAGAAAGUUUAACAGAGAAGCAAGUCUGCGAUGGCACAUCAAGUGUGACCACACUGUGGAUGGGGAUUCUGAUUCCGACGAAAACAAGGCUGAUUCCACGUCUUACGUUGAUGACGACGACGAUGCAGACCCCAGCUAUAAGAAACAGAGAGUCGUUAAGGUGGAGAACUCGACAGAACGUCCGUACAACUGUGAUUUAUGCGGGUGUACAUUCAAAGAGCACAAUGUAUUGAAGACUCACAUGCUGACACACACCAACAAGCGGGGCUUUGUGUGUCGUGCCGCCGGCUGUACGUACGCCUUCAAGACGAAGGGCUCUCUCACCAGACAUAUGAGGAGACACACAGGUGAUAGACCAUAUAAGUGUCAGAAAUGUGGAAGAAAAUUUUCAGAAUCUGGUGCUUUGACUAGACAUUUAAGAUCCAGAAACCCAUGUACUUCAAAAUCUGAUCAGGAUUUACCUCGAUAUGGAAUGAAGUGGAAUUUUAUUCCAAACAUCCCAGCUGCUAUGGCAAACGCUGGUCAUGCUUUACAGCCAAGUGAUGGGGCAGACAUCGCUAGAGGAGAAGCAAACGUUCCAAACGACACUGACCAUCAACUGACCGUGACAAUCAAGACUGAAGUGGUUGACAGUGAGAAAUCGGCCACAGAAGUUCCGCUCACAGAUGGUAGUAUUGACACCGUGGUGACAACCGGAUCUAUAGAAGAGGGAGAAAUUAUUGUGAUGGAAGACAUGGCAGACACACUGGAAGAUGGCGAAGAACCUGAUUACUCCGAGUUAACUCCUACACAGUGCAAGGUGUGCAAAGAAGACUGUGGUACGUUCGAUACCCUGAGACUUCACCUGCGAACCCAUCUGGCCGACACGCCAUUCCGUUGUGGACUGUGUCACUUCGUGGCAGAGAGACGUGAUGAACUGCAGGCUCACAUGACGACUCUACACCAAACUCAACUGAAGACUUUAGAAUCAGGAACUGUUGUGGGAACAGCUAUAGAACCAGCCCAGUCUAAUAACGGGGGCCCGACUAACAUCAAUAAAGAUGCCCAGGUAGCGGUCAAGCAACUACUAGAACUGCCAUCCCCGAGUCUUGAAGAGGACGAGAAUUCUGAGAAGAACGAGUCGACACGUCAGCUACACAAGUGUCCGGUGUGUUACAGAGCAUUCAGGGGUCAUGGGUAUCUCCGACAACACAUGAAGAGUCACAUAGGUGACCGACCUCACAAAUGCGAGUACUGCGACAAGUCGUUUACAUCGAAGGACACGCUCAACAAGCACCUGUUUACACACAGCGAGGAUCGCAAUUACAAGUGUGGGGAGUGUGGCAAGCUCUUCAAGAGGAUAUCACACGUCCGGGAACACCUCAAGAUACACACCAACGACAGACCCUACACAUGUCAGAUGUGUGACAAGUCCUUCAAGACCCACAAUGCCUUGAAGGUCCAUAUGAGAACUCAUAACAGUAUUUUACCGUACCUGUGUAAAUUCUGUCGGCGACGAUUCCGUGAGAAGGGCUCACUUGCUCGACAUCUUAGAAUGCACACUGGAGAACGCCCAUACAAGUGUAACCGUUGUGGUAGGGGAUUUGCAGAACACGGAACUCUCAACAGGCAUCUCAAGGCUAAAGUACGCUGUACGUCCCUGGGUAACGUAAUCUCAGAUGAGGGUGAGGAAUAUCCCACAGUGUUGGCCGAAUUCUCCUCCGUCGUGGCGGACACUCAGGAAUACAUUCUACCUGAGGGCGUGGAAAUACAGGAAGCCACCCCAGAAGAAGUGGAUGAAUAUGCACAGGCAACCGAGUUUGUCGUAGUACAUACUACAGACCUGGAUGAAACUGCUCUUCAGAAUAUUGAGAUUAUUACCGAGGGAGACAUCGACCAAUCGAUUCUGAACCAGAUGAGCGACAAAUCAUCGUAUGUUUUUUACGACACAGGAGAUAACAACAUUCGUGUUCUCGAUUCUCGUACCGGUCAGGAAAUGUCUGUGAUUCAGUCAGAUUUGGACCACGUCCAGACAAUUACCAUGAUUCCGCAGGGAGACAACGAGAUUGAGGCCGUUGCCAUGGCACCACUCGCUGAAGACGAGCCGGAUGCGGUUCAGCAAGCGAUGGUGGCGGCCAACGUGAUGGAACAACUGGGGGUCGGGGGGGAAUCAAAGACUCAAUCUGAUGAGGUCAAUAACAGUCUCGUUAUUCAGGCGGAAUAGUCACAAAGCUUGUUUGAAAUGGGGGCAGGGAUACUCUUCUUUGUUUUGUUGUCCCCCAUAUGAAAUAAAAAAGAAGAUACAGGUAUUA